This is a messenger RNA of Pygocentrus nattereri (red-bellied piranha), 8948 nucleotides long. RefSeq names its product ATP-binding cassette, sub-family A (ABC1), member 5 (gene abca5). The record is from RefSeq and is a predicted model, not a curated record. Gene Ontology annotation, molecular function: ABC-type transporter activity; lipid carrier activity; ATP binding. NCBI's taxonomy places the organism in Eukaryota, Metazoa, Chordata, Actinopteri, Characiformes, Serrasalmidae. Gene Ontology annotation, cellular component: membrane; intracellular membrane-bounded organelle. Gene Ontology annotation, biological process: lipid transport; transmembrane transport.
AACGGUGUUAGCUUUAGCUUAGCUUGAUGUCUGUGUGCUUGUGUAUAUGUACGUAUUUCAUUUACUGGCUGUGCUGAAAAAGAAGACGAAGCGGAAGAUACCAUGCCCAGCAUUUAAAACAUUACAUUUUGAUAAAGUAAACGCCUCCUAGGAGAAAGACAUGCCUUAAUGUAUUUCAUACCUGUGUCCAACGUCGAGGUGCGAUCUCGUCCCUGUCCAAGUCUGUUGAAGCAUGCAACAAGAAUGCAGCCCCUAAACAGAAGAGAUGCUGGAGUCUGGCAUCAAACGAGGAGCCUGUUGUACAAGAAUCUACUGAUCAAAUGGAGAACCAAGCAACAAAGUCUGCAGGAGCUGAUCCUUCCUCUGCUCCUUUUGGGCCUCCUUAUUCUCAUCAGUACCCUAAAUCCUCACAUCUCGUAUGGUAGUAUCAGUACUACUGAGCUAGAAGAUGAUGCAUACCUAUCACUUAAAGGCCUGGGAUACACCCCGAUUACAAAUGUCACCAGUCAGAUUAUGGAGGAUGUGGCACAAGAGUUACAUAUGCAAGACCGCUUAGAGAUGUUCUCUACUGAGGAAGACCUAGAGAAUGCUAGCCUCUAUGAACCCCUAGGCUAUGUGGGAGUGGUGUUCCUUGAUAACUUGUCCUACCGGCUACGAUUCCCAUACAACCAGCUUCCUCCACCUAGUGACUACACUGAGUCCAUAGCAAACUGCUACGCCAACUAUUUGAACUGCCCGUGCAGCACUACUAGGUACUCUGGGUUUAUACGCUUGCAGUCACAUGAUGCGGCUAUCAUCCAGAUGCAGACGAAGCGUUCAGUGUGGAGAGAACUGACUGUACGUGUGGUGAUGAUGGGUCAUCCGGGCUCAGUGGAGGUCCAGAAGUUCCCACAUGCACUCAUCUCCAUAUAUCUGGUGCUGGCCUUCACACCAUUCGUCUCUUUCCUCAUUGUAAAUGUUGCGGCUGAGAAGGAGCAUCGGCUCAAAGAUACGAUGAGCAUGAUGGGGCUGUAUGACACAGCAUUUUGGCUCUCCUGGGGUCUUCUAUAUGCUGCUCUGGUGACGACAAUGUCUGUUCUCAUGGCUGUUAUCGCUACAUGGACACCUCUAUUCUCCAACAGCAACUUUCUUGUCAUCUUCCUUCUAAUAUUUCUCUAUGGAAUAUCGACAAUUUUCUUUUCCUUCAUGUUGACUCCUCUGUUUAAGAAGCCCAAGUUUGCGAGUACAAUGGGCUCCAUGCUGACACUGGUUUUUGGCUGUCUGUCUCUGUUUACUGUGCUGAUGAGGGAUUUCCCCCAGCCAGCUGUCUGGGUGCUUUGUCUACUGUCCCCCCAGUGCUUCUCCAUCGGCAUUGCCCAGGUGGUGUAUCUGGAGGCCCAAGGAGAUGGUGCUGUGUUCUCCACUCUGGCUAAUGGCCCUCAUGCACUGUAUGUGCCACUGCUGAUGCUGUUUGUAGACUGCAUCCUCUAUCUGCUGCUCGCUGUUUACCUAGACCAGGUGAUGCCAGGGGAGUUUGGAAUGAGACGUUCUGUGAUUUACUUCCUGAAACCUUCCUAUUGGACGACACGCAGCAAGCGCUAUGUGGAAGUGAGCUCCGUCUACGAGGUAGAGGUGAAUGGAACUCCUACAGUUGACGAAUCUGUGGAGCCUGUAUCUCCAGAGUUUAGAGGCAAGGAGGCCAUCAGGAUCUGCAACAUCCGCAAAACCUAUAAAGAGAAGGACAACACAGUGGAGGCACUAAGAGGUUUGACUUUCGACAUUUACGAGGGUCAAAUCACAGCUCUGUUGGGUCACAGUGGAGCAGGGAAAUCUACACUUAUGAACAUCCUGUGUGGCAUCUGUCCUCCAACAGAAGGCUCUGCUACCAUCUAUGGCUCCCCGGUGGCUAAAAUAGCGGAUGGGGCUGAGAUGAAGCAGCUUGUGGGGAUCUGCCCCCAGUUCAACAUAAUCUUUGAUGUGCUCACAGUAGAAGAGCACCUCAGGAUCUUUGCAGCCAUAAAAGGCAUUCUGCCCUGUGAUAUUGAUAGUGAGGUUAGGAAAGUUUUGAAGGAUCUGGACUUGGAGAAGAUCAUGGAUGCACAGGCCAAGAACCUGAGUGGAGGCCAGAAAAGGAAGCUGUCUGUGGGCAUUGCCAUUCUAGGAGAUCCUAAGAUCCUGCUUCUUGAUGAGCCCACAGCAGGCAUGGACCCAGUGUCACGCCACCAGGUAUGGUCUCUCCUGAAGAGUCGACGAGCAGGCAGAGUUACUGUCCUCAGCACACACUAUAUGGAUGAGGCAGAUAUACUUGCAGAUCGUAAAGCAGUCAUCUCUCAAGGUCAGCUGAAAUGUGUGGGCUCUUCUCUCUACCUCAAAACCAAGUGUGGAGUUGGAUACCACCUCAGGAUGUCUGUGACUGAAGUCUGUGAGGUAGACAGCCUCGCAUCAUUGGUCAAGCAACAUGUUCCGAAGGCUCAGUUGUCACGGCAACAGGAGGCUGAGCUCACAUUCACACUGCCUUUUGAAAGCAUGGAAACGUUUCCAGGGCUUUUUGCUGAGCUGGACUGUAGGCCAGAUCUGGGCAUCAUUAACUAUGGUGUUUCCAUGACGACGUUAGAAGAUGUGUUUUUACGUCUGGAGGCGGAAGCUGAAGUGGACCAAGCAGACUACAGUGUAUUUAACCAGGAUAAGGUAGAAGAGGAAGGUGAUGCAUCUUCUCUGGAUGACAUGGACCAGAGGCUGCUGACCUUCUCAGAGAGCAGGCAGGAUGCAGUGAAGGGCCAUGCCCUGUGGAGACAGCAAUUCAGCACUGUAGCCUGGCUCCAUAUGCUUAACCUGCAGAGAGAGAGAAAACCCAUCAUCUAUAAUGUGACGCUAUUCCUGGUCUUCUUGACUGCGGUGCUAGUUCUUUCACUGGCUACUGGGAAUAUUCAGAUCCACUCCCCUGACAGACGGUUCCAGCCUAUCUACCUGCUCCACCGAAAUGAAGCCUCUCACAAAUAUGCCACCAGCUUGCUCGUGCUAAACUCAUCUGACUCUGAUAUAUCAGGCUUUGUUCAUAAUCUGGAAGCUCAGGACAUUAAGGUGGAAAUGAUGAGGAAACCGGACUACAUGUCUGCUGCACCUCAUAGUGCUGCCAUCAAUGUAACAGGCUCCAGUAAGGGUUUCAGUUACAUUUUAGCCUUUAACAGCACCACAGUGCACUCUCUGCCCAUGGCGGUGAAUGUGCUUAGUAAUGCCCUACUCAGAGGCUUCAAUGGUACUGGGCAUAUCAGCACCUGGUCCAAACCCUUUGACUAUCAAAUUCCAGACUCGACGUCUUAUGCUCUAGUUUAUAUUGAGGCUGUGAUACUGGGUAUGCUGGCAGCUGGUAUGCCAGCCUAUUUUGCAAUGGACCACACACGAGAUCGAGAGAUAAAGUGUCGUUCAACGCUGAGGAUUUCUGGUAUGGUGCCAUCUGCAUACUGGUGUGGGCAGGCUGCUGUAGAUAUCCCAUUCUACUACCUCAUCCUCAUCUGCAUGACGAGCACGCUGUUCGCCUUCCACUCCACAAACCUUCUGUCGAACAGCAACAUCAUGUCUGUGAUUCUCUGUCUAAUAGGAUUUGGACCCGCCAUGAUCCUCUUCACAUAUUGCAUCUCAUUCAUGUUUGCCAAAGUCCAGAGCAACAGAGACUUCUUCUCUGUCGUCUCUAUGAUGGUGUGUGUAGUCUCUGCCUCCAUGGUCCAGCUGGCCUUUGUGAAUGAUAAUCCUGGCCUAACACGUGCUCUACAUAACACACUGUGUUUCUUCAAUCCAUUAUACCCCUUGAUUGCCUGUCUCAACUGCAUAACCAAGGCUACCUUUCUUCUGUCUUUCCAUGAGGAGUUCCUGUGGAAGAAUCUACUUAUUGCUGUUAUAGCUCCCUACCUCCAAUGCAUUCUGCUGCUCUUCUUGCUGCGGUGGUUAGAGAUCCGCUAUGGAGGCCAAACUAUGAAGAAUGACCAACUGUGCAGAAUCUCUUCUAAAGCCAACUGCAAAGUGCAGCGGAACCCAGAGGAAAAUGAGGAUGAGGAUGAGGAUAUUCUGGUGGAGAAGGCUCGAGUGAAGGAGGCCCUUACUUGUCAGUGCUGUGAAGAGAAACCUGUGGUGGUAGUGAGUAACUUGCGUAAGCAGUACUCUGGCAAGAAAGAAGGCUUCUCCCUUGGAAAGAGAAGAAAGGUGGCUGCUAAAAAUAUUUCCUUCUGUGUCAGAAAAGGUGAGGUGCUGGGACUUCUGGGGCCUAAUGGAGCAGGGAAGAGCACGAUCAUGCACAUGCUCUCAGGAGACACAAAUCCCACUGCAGGACAAAUUUUGAUGGGAGACUACAGCACAGAGUUCAGGCCGGUGGAUAACCCGCUUGAGCAUGUAGGCUACUGCCCUCAGGUGAACCCUCUCUGGCCUAGGGUCACCCUACAAGAGCACCUCCAGAUCUAUGCUGCCAUUAAGGGCUUACGCCACAAUGAUGUACCAAACAUCAUCAGACGAGUGGUUAAUGCUCUGGAGUUAAAGGAGCAUCUUCAUAAACAGGCUAAAAACCUGUCUGCAGGCCUCAAGAGAAAGUUAUGCUUCGCUCUAAGCAUGCUGGGGAAUCCACAGAUUGUGCUUCUUGAUGAGCCCUCAUCUGGUAUGGACCCCAAAUCUAAGCAGCGCAUGUGGAGAGCGAUACGUGCUGCUUUUAAGAACAAACAGCGUGGUGCCAUCCUGACCACUCACUACAUGGAAGAGGCAGAAGCUGUGUGUGAUCGAGUGGCCAUCAUGGUUUCUGGCCAGCUACGGUGCAUUGGCUCCAUACAACACCUAAAGGCUAAGUAUGGUCGAGGCUAUAGUCUUGAGAUUAAGCUACGAGAAGAGCUUACAGGCCUCCAGCAGGUGGCACUACUGCACAAGGAGAUACUAAGAAUCUUCCCUCAUGCUGCACGUCAGGAGAGCUUUGCAACUCUGAUGGUUUAUAAGAUUCCAAUGGAGGAUGUAAAAUCACUAGCCCAGGCUUUCUCUCGGUUAGAGAGUGCUAAGCAGAACUUCAACUUUGAAGAGUAUAACUUUUCUCAGUGCACACUGGAGCAGGUUUUUAUGGAGUUUGCUAAAGAGCAGGAGAAUGAAGAGGAAGAAGUGGGCUCUCUCAGCACCACCUUCCAGUGGCAGCGGCUCCGUCAGGAUGGCUCGGCGUCCUUCAAUCACACUGACAGCAUUGUGCACCAGCUGUGAGCCCUUUCAGCUCUCUGUCUCUCUCACUCCUUCCCUGUCUCUCUCCUUCUCUUUGUACAUGUGCCACUCUCCUCACUCCAGAUAAUGAGUGCCCCCAUACGAGGUGCACACUGAUGAGGGUCCAAAGGCCCAUGGAGUUGGUACAGGCACUGACACACCCAGAGUGAUGGCAUCAUGUGUGUCUCAGCUGACUUGCAUCCUAGCAUUGUGGUAUUUUAUCCCAUUUUUUUGAGGAGUUUUAUUAUUGAGAUUCUCACCCAGUAGGAGGUGCACUAUCUAUGAUAAACUUUUGUUUCGUUAUUCACUGGCCUUGGUGAACAAGUGUCUCAUUCUUACCCUCCUGCUGUUGUGACAUAUGUGUUGAAUCAAUCACAAAUAAAGAAACAAACACUUGGAAAAGAUCUCAUGCCAUCAGGGACCAUGACGGAACCAAAGCAUUGUAUCUGCAGUCUAACCACCCCAAUGCUUGCUCACUUCAACACUAAAAAGGUGCUUUUGGUGUCUGUAGCAUGAGGUCCAUUGCUAGUUCUGUUGUAUAUAGAUAUGGAACAAUAGAAAGGAAAUCAAGACGUUUUCUUUUUGCUUGAGGAUUUGUUGCAUGUGCUUGACCCUUUCCAAGCACAGGGAGUUGCCGAGGGAGAAACGUCAUCUAGCUGCAUUGCUCAGCCUUGAAGGUGGCGCAUAUAUACAUUUUUUUUUUUUUUUUUUUGGCCUCGUUGGAGUACCACAGCACAGCUGCUGAGAUAUACCAGCAUGUGGAGAGACUCUGCUUCACAACCCCACCAAUGGUGGCCUGCCACCCAGACAUGCUGAGCUUCCUCCAUCUCUGCUGCAACAGAGGAGCUCUUGAACUCCUCUCCUCAAACACCAGCACACGUUUCAGGGCCUGCAACCGUGGCCAGCUCUCCAAAGACUAAGGCCUGAUGAUAAGGCAUGGACCUGUACAGACCAAUUGGGUCUCUAUGGCAAGAAAAAAAAUACACAAAUAUAAGAGCUUUCCCCCCUCUUUGUCAGUGUCUUUGUCUGGCUUUAUUCUUUUUAUGUUUUUUUUUUUUUUUUUUUUUUUUUUUUUUUUGUCCUUAAUUUUAACUUGCCUGGUGGCCUUCCUUUGGAGGAGUUUAAAUGUCCAAGAUGAUUGAGACAAUACAUUGAGAAUGUAGUUCCCAUGCACUCUGCUUAGACGCAUGUAGCACUCCAGAUUUAUCAGAAACUGAAACACAGCCUUGAAGCAAUGCGGAAGACUUUGAAGUGAGAGGUCUCUUUCCUGUUUCCAUUUUAAUUAUUUAAAAGGUGAUUACUUGUGAGCGAGGCCUUGAACACAUGAUAGUAAUAUGAUGCGGUUUUGUUUAUAAGUACUGUUUAUGUGUUUAAAGUUGUUUUAUCAUACUGUUGUAGCAAAGGUUAAGUUCCUAAAAGCUUUACAGUGAAGAAUUUACUUUUAAAUGCGGGUUUGAGAUGCACCUUUUUUAUGCUGCAUAUUAAGAGUUUAUCUCCUUUUUUCCCGUCUUUUUUUGUUGAGUUUUUGGAAUAUAAGCAUUUGGUGGAGGUAAGGGUUAACUGUGGUUAGUAUUGAGUUUUUGGCACAUAUCCAAACACAGCACGACACAAAAAUAAAUCCAAGACCAUCUUCAGCUGACAAGUGACAGUUUAACAGACUGAUGUAGAAUUCUAAAAAGUUCUGAAAAAAAAAAAGGAACAAGCAGAUGAUUGCUAGAUGUUAUUUUUAAAGCUGCUUGUGUUGCAUCCAGAUUGUUGUGGAGUUUUCAAUAAAGUGUUAUACUUUUUAAAUCUUAAUUCCUGUAGAAAAUGUCUGCCUUGGUCUUCAUGCAUUGUAUGUUGUAGAGAGGUAUGGAGAUGUCAUGUUUCUGUCAGAGUUCUGACCUCCAGAUGUGUUGCUAAAGCUCAGUUUACGAUUUAUACAUUAGAGCUCUUAACUGAAUUGUUGUAUCAUACUUAAUUUUGUAAAUGGUGGGAAAGUUUCCCUCCUAUAGAUACCACUUUUAAUCUGAUUAGCAGUAGAGUUACAGAACAAAUUAAUGUUGUUACCGUUUUCAUGUCCAGAUUGCAUUUUCUGGAAUGGUUGUUGUAUAGUAUAGAAAAUCCCCAUCAGACUCUGUUUCAACCCGAAUUCUGAUUGGCCAGAAUGAGCUUCAAGCUGUGAAACUCAACCGAUCCAUUGUUCUCUAUUGCACCUUGAAUCUUGUCUAAAAGUCAUUGCUUUAGCCAGGUGGUCUCUCAGACAAGGUGCUGCUUAAGGAUGUUGCGGGUUAAUUUGUUUGUAGAAAAUUGUUGAUGUCUGUUUUGGCUUAUUUAGGAGUUGCUAAUCUUUUGUACAUAUACAGUAUUUUUCUCCUCACUCCCCAAUAAAACAAACAGGUUUUGGGGUACAGCUCUCCCUGAAUGUGGGAAUAAGGAAGUUGUAACAGCCUGCUUGAACCAGUCCUCAAAAAUUGUAAUCUGUGUUAAGGUGGUGCAUUGUGUUGAAUUUAGUAUGUCUGUAUACAAUAUUUUAUUUAUGCUAAAUUUGGGUUUUGGAGGGCUUUUAAAAUAUUUAUACUUAAAAUAUUUACACUUCACUAACUCCAGCUGCAUAAUACAGACUUUUGUCAUUGACUUCACCAAUUUUAUUUGUAAAACUUUUUAAGAGGCAGCAAAUUAUUAUUAUGAUCAUUUUUAAACACUUUUCCCAUAAUUCCAGGAGCAGUGUAUUCAAAGCAGUGAGACCAGUUCACAUGAGAGAAGCUGUGUGCUUUUAGCAUCUGCAAAAAAUUAUAAUAAAAUCAGUAAUUUGAUGUGGAUGUUUUGGAAGUUGUUGGAAUUGUUCUCCUUAGUAUGAUGGUAUUGCUUUUGUUUGUGAAGUGCAUGGGAGUGGUGAGUUGCUAUUUUUUUUUUUUUUUUUUUUUUUUACACUAAAUGAGCUUUAUUUUUGCACAAAUGUAGCCUCUUAUACUGGUAUGGUAGAACAUCUCAGUGACGUUGAUUUUCCUUUCUUGUAUUCAGGUUGGGUUGGGGUAUGUCCGGUGAAAUCUAUCUUUAACCGAAAUACUAAUUUCCUCCAAAGUGCAAUAUAUGAAUACCUGUUGUGUCUGUGUGGUCACUGCUUUCUGUAAAAGGUGUGUCAUGGCUAACUGCAAUAUCGAUGUUGUCUUUUUUGUGAACUCAGAAUUGUCUUGCAGUAAAAUGUAGCCACUAUUAUGUAACCUUGUAGAACACUUUUGCUUUGCACUCUCUUAAUUUAGUGCCCGGGUCCUUGAGAAAAAAAAAUAGAGAUUUGAAAAAAUGUUAUUAGAAAAUUUGUGAUUUGCACAAUUUGGAAGCAAAUUGAGUUCAUCCACUGGCUGAUCUGGUUCACUUUAAUGCAAGGAUUGCACAGAGAUCAGGUUUUAUUAGCCCUUUAUUUUUAGAGCUCAGAUUCAGUGAUGCCUCAUUGAUCUCCUUAGGUUGGAUAACAUAAAGCAGUAUUUAUGUUUGAAGGUAUGUGAUGUGUAACUGCUUCUGGACACCUGAGAAACAUUUUUGUUUCUGUUGAAUUGAUUUGCUGUAUUAUGCAAUCUUUAUAAGAAGUGCGCACUGUUUUUCUAGAAACUGUUGUUGUACCACGUGACCUGAUGUGCUUGUUAUUCAUUUUGUGCUGGUUUACAUACACAUAACACAGUCCAUUUCUUCAGCCCUUGUGUGUUGAGAAGCCAAUCUAUGUAAAGCAUUUACCCCAGAGGAUUGAAAUAAAGAAAUUUAUGAAAACCCCA